This is a messenger RNA of Gongylonema pulchrum, 516 nucleotides long. The record is from the annotation of a GenBank genome assembly. Lineage: Eukaryota; Metazoa; Nematoda; Chromadorea; Rhabditida; Gongylonematidae.
UUUUUGAGGGCAGUUCUGAUUACAGCAGUAAGCAACGAGUUGGUUGAUGCGCUGAAGAACGAGAUCACAGCCGAAAUGCAACUUGAGAAGGAGAAUUUGCGUGGUGAAGCUGCGCCAAAGAUUUCCGGUUUCGAAGUUACAACUGAUGGCGCUAACGUACAACUAGCAAAAACACACGGAAACGAAAAAAUUAACGUAUAUUUCAAUGUGAAUCAUGCAGUGGAUAUGGAAGGAGAUGAAGAUGAGGAUGAAGGCGUUCCACUAGCACUCCCAUCACUUACGUUGGAAAUUGUUAAGGGAAAGCAACGACUUUGUUUCUACUUGGAUCUCUGCGAAAACGAGGAAGCAACGGAGCCAAAUCAGCGAUUUGAUUUCCGUGUAGCCGAGUUUUACAUCGCUCCGGCACCAGAGAAGGGAGGCGAUGAUGAUGUCCCUGAUUCGGUGUACUCUUCAUCCGGCAAAUACAUUGAUCCCGUAUGUUUAAUGUUUUUGCUUUUAAACAGAUUUUGCAUUUAA